CUACUUCGCCUCCCAUCUUCAUUUCGUUCGCUCGCUCGCUAUCUGAAGACUACUCCUGACCCUUCGUCCCUUCCUCGAUCAACAGUCAGUCGUUCGUCUCCGUGAUCAACCACUUCUUCCACAAUGCGUGCCUCUCUCUUCCUCGUCGCCUUCUCGGCCCUCGCCGUCGCUCAGUCCUCCUCCGAGGCUGUGCCCACCGCUACCACCGACGUCCAGGCCACCACUGGUGCGACCACCGGUGCUGCCACUGACAGCGCUUCUGCCACUGCUACCGGCACUGCUUCCGGCACUGCCACCGGUGCCACCGGUACUGCUUCGACUGGUGCUACCGACGCUACCACUGCUGUCUCCGGCUCUGCCACCGGCACUGGCGCCACCUCUUCGCCCGUCAUCCCCACCGGCACUGCCACCAGCGGUGCUCACUCCGGAUCCAGCUCGCCCGGCUCUACCCUGGCCAAGUCGAGCAGCGCCGUCAAGAGCCACACUGCCAGCUCGACCGAGACCUCCACCAAGACCAAGUCCGGCCACAAGUCGUCCUCGACCGGUGACUCGACCAGCGGAUCUUCUUCUGCCACUGCCUCCGGAUCCAGCACCUCCUCUGGCAACGCCGGUGUGCCCAUGGCCACCGCCGGCCCCAUGGGUCUCCUGGCCGGUGCUGCCAUCGCCGUUUUCCUCUAAACGGCUGGCAUCAUCUUUCCUUCCAGCGGGUCAUGAGUUGACGUCGUUUCCGCUAUCGGUCCUUCGAUCAAUGUGAAAGGAGCAAAUUCUCAUGGCUCGUCCACCUUCCGAAAAACGAAAAAAAAAGGAGCAAAGAAGAGAAUGACAAGAUGAGGAAUCGAUUUGCCGCACGUUCUCUUCGUGGAAUUUGUAUCAAUGCUGGGAAGGGGUCCGUUUUUCUUUCUUUUCAUUUGUUGCUCUCCUUCGCUCAAAGCCAACCGCCUGUUACAAAAGAUGCAUAGUUGCGGCGCACAUAAGAACUUGUUUUAGUAAACUAAUCAUAAUAUCCUAAUGAAGUCAUGGUACAUGCGACAUUUGUCUGGAACUCCGCGAUCUGAAAUCCCAAAGGUUAAACUCUAGUUGUAGAUAGCCUUGCGGGGUGGAUCCAGGUGAACUAUGGAUGUCCGCCG
Messenger RNA from Aspergillus steynii IBT 23096, 1127 nucleotides. RefSeq names its product putative GPI anchored protein. The record is from RefSeq and is a predicted model, not a curated record. Bases 124 to 678 code for a protein of 184 amino acids. The transcript has 2 exons. Lineage: Eukaryota; Fungi; Ascomycota; Eurotiomycetes; Eurotiales; Aspergillaceae.